CGGUGUGCAGGGAUCCAACUGUCGAGACAAAAAGGUAAGCUGUACAUGUGGCGCUGGGUCCACAUGUACAGCCACAUUUUUGUGGCUGAAAUAUCGUAAGUGUCAAGCAAACUCAUCCGUGAUUUCAAUCUACUACUCAGUAUCGUUAAAAUGUCCAUCAUCAGACCACUAACCUGCAACGACUUAUUCAAGUUCAACAAUGUGAAUCUGGAUCCCCUGACUGAAACCUAUGGCCUGCCUUUUUACAUGCUGUAUUUAGCCCGGUGGCCCGAAUAUGUACAAGUAGCUGAGUCCCCCAGUGGAGAGCUUAUGGGUUAUAUUAUGGGAAAAGCGGAAGGCCGAGGAGAUUCUUGGCAUGGUCACGUAACAGCACUUACUGUCUCUCCAGAUUACAGACGGUUGGGCCUCGCUGCUAAACUCAUGAAAUACCUGGAGGAAGUCUCAGAAAAGAAACAAGCUUAUUUCGUCGAUCUCUUCGUACGGGUGAGCAACAAAGUGGCAAUUCAAAUGUAUCAACAGUUGGGCUACAUCGUCUAUCGAACAGUCUUAGAAUAUUACAGUGGAGAUCCAGACGAAGAUGCUUACGAUAUGCGAAAGGCACUCUCGAGAGAUAUUUUUAAACAAUCUGUCAUACCACUGACCCAUCCUGUACGUCCGGAAGAUGUCGAAUGACAUACGGAUGAUGAAUAAAUUUCCACUGAGCAAUAACAGCAUUAUGUAAAUUAUUAAUAGCAUCACUAAAUAUCUUCCUAUAUAAUCAUAAAGCAAAUGUUACAUUUAUUCAUUAGUUUUCAAUACGGAUACGGAUACUGUUCAUUUGUCUUUUUCAUAUUUAAAAUUUAUGUACGAAAAAGACAAGCGUGAUUGAGGGACUUUCCAAUCGUGGAAGUAAUUGACAACAACUUGCGAUAUUUAAUUUCACUGAGUGUUAUUGCAAAAAUUAAUGGUACAUGAAUAAAUAAAUAAUGAAUUAUUGAUCACAA
This is a messenger RNA of Diachasmimorpha longicaudata, 983 nucleotides long. It is a transcript of the gene Naa20A, whose product is annotated as N-alpha-acetyltransferase 20. The coding region runs from base 151 to 672 and encodes 173 amino acids. Gene Ontology annotation, biological process: N-terminal peptidyl-methionine acetylation. The transcript has 6 exons. The record is from RefSeq and is a predicted model, not a curated record. Gene Ontology annotation, cellular component: NatB complex. NCBI's taxonomy places the organism in Eukaryota, Metazoa, Arthropoda, Insecta, Hymenoptera, Braconidae. Gene Ontology annotation, molecular function: protein-N-terminal amino-acid acetyltransferase activity.